Messenger RNA from Oldenlandia corymbosa var. corymbosa, 1431 nucleotides. NCBI's taxonomy places the organism in Eukaryota, Viridiplantae, Streptophyta, Magnoliopsida, Gentianales, Rubiaceae. The record is from the annotation of a GenBank genome assembly.
AUGGCAGAAGCUCGUCCGCCGGCGUUUCUUCCUCCGCCGCUAAUGAACCACCCGCCACCUCAUUUGCAGCCGGUGGGGAACUUGACGCAUUUUCCCAAUUAUACAGACGGCAACGGUAACCAAAACUCGACGCUUUUGAUUCGUCAUCUCCCCGAAGCAAUCCCUCACGACACGCUUUCUCGACUCUUAUCUCACUACGGCGCCUCUUCUGUUCGCCCUUGCACUCAUGGCAGAAUGAAGAACUGCGCAUUUGUGGAUUUCAAGAAUGUAGCCUUGGCAUCUCAAGCACAACAACAAUUGCAUGGGUUGAGAUUUCUUGGCCAAGUCUUGUCAGUAGAGAGAGCUAGUGCACAAAAUAAAGAUGAUACGGGCAAAGAGAUUGAAAAUCGAUUUGGAAGUGUUUGUGGCUCAAUGACGAAGGACGGUUCUGUACCCAAGGAUCAAAGGGACUUGCCCAAGUCCAACUCCUCUCUCAUUAGGGAGCCAAUUGCUGAAAGACUCGGUGUGGAUUAUCCCUUUCCUCCUCACCUUGAGUAUGAAUACCCCCCUCCAGAUGGGAAUAUCCUCACAAACAUUGUAAAUGCUCUUAUUGCGGUGCCUCGGUUCUAUACACAGGUAUUGCAUUUGAUGAAUAAAAUGAAUAUACCAGCUCCAUUCCGUAUGGCACUUCCUACGCCACCACUGCCAAGUGCUUCACAUGUUCCUCCUCCAGCCCCUCCAUUGCCACCACCUAUAGCUGAAAGAAUGAGCAUGGAAGUUUGUUCAAGUAGUGAAUCAGAAAUGGAGUCAUCAGAGGAGGAAUCUCCUGGAGUUGUAGGAUCAAAACGCAAGCGUAUCAAGCGACAAACCAUCAUAGGCCCUGCAAUUGAUGAAGACGUGCCUCAUGAGGCUGCUGGAUUGAAACGGGCUACUUUACUACCAAAAGAAAUACCAUUAGUUAAAAAGAACAACCCUGUGCUACAAAUCAAAUUAACAAAUAAAGUGAUUCAGAAUGAACAAAUGAGUGACACAGGUGGCGAGAAUGUAGUAACACCAGAUAAAGAAGAUAUCGAACAUCCGCCAUAUGCUACUGUCGAAGAAAUCAAGAGUGGCAAACUGCCUCCAGAGGAGAUUUUGUCACUGUCUAUGUUUAAGAAUUACGUUGCUGGGAAUCCUUCUCCAGUGUUGUAUAUUAAGAAUCUAGCAAAGGAUGUGGUAAAUGAUGACUUUUACUUCGUCUUUGGAUCAUUAUUUGGAAGCAUAGAUGUGGCAAAAUCUAGCCUCGUUGUGAAAUUAAUGCAGGAAGGAAGGAUGAGAGGACAAGCAUUCAUCACAUUCCCAUCUGUGGAACUUGCCCAAAGUGCUCUGAAUCUAGUUAAUGGAUACGUCUUCAAAGGCAAGCCCAUGAUUAUCCAAUUUGGUCGUAAUCCUGGAGCCGCCAAAUUGAGUUGA